Molecule: messenger RNA, 2277 nt
Organism: Cladophialophora yegresii CBS 114405
Lineage: Eukaryota; Fungi; Ascomycota; Eurotiomycetes; Chaetothyriales; Herpotrichiellaceae
Exons: 1
Coding region: 1-2277 (758 amino acids)
Source: RefSeq, a predicted model, not a curated record
AUGUCCUCCCCGUAUCGUGAAAGCCAUCGGGAGAGUCAAGAGUCUUUCCUACUCGAACCACCUGCACCAUCUGCUCAUCCCAUAUAUGGCAACUACAGAGAGAGCCCGCCACUCGAUCAAGGGAGGCUGUCGAGGCCGCCAGGUCUACCAGACCUAUACAACAACCGAACAUUGUCAGACCUGAUCCCGGGAAGCAUCUCCGACAGCACGCUGUUGGAGGCACCCAAUGGAUCAUACCCAGCAUUUGCCCCAGGAGCACACUCGUCAUAUUCAGGCUCUCAGACGCGGAGCUCUUCGCCUUAUCCAGUACCAUCGCCCUUCAGAAGUCAAGAGACCUUACGACCUCUCUACCCUGACUCGCCCUCCACCUACUUCAAAAGGGACUGGGCGAAAGAGGGCCAGAUUGCUCAACUGCAUACGCGAGAUGACCAGGAAUUCAUAGCCGGCACGAAGAGAUGGCUCUACCGAUGGUUCGCGCCGUUGUUGUGCCUGGCCUCCCUCUCGAUGUAUUGGCUCUAUUUCGGCCUACGAAUUACCUUUAUUGUCGAUGCUCAGAAGCUCUAUGGCAACUCCUUCCCGCUGGCGUGGGCUUUCGUGGCGAUAGAAAUCUCGAUUGCUGUGCCCAUAUUCAUGCAGACUAUCUGGUCGCUCUUUAUCCUCAAGAAACGCCACAGGCCAAAGCUAAGGCUCAUCGGCAACGAGGUUCCCACAGUCGACGUUUUCAUCACGUGCUGUGGCGAGGACGACGACCUCGUCCUUGAUACUGUUCGCGCCGCAUGCGAUCUGGAUUACCCCCAAGACCGAUUCCGCAUCAUCCUGCUGGACGAUGGCAAAUCUGAGACACUGAAAAACGUGCUUGAGGAAUGGCGUGAGACGUGUCCGAAUGUCUUCUAUAUGUGCCGUCCAAAGUUCCCUGGCGUCCCUCACCACUUCAAGGCCGGUAACCUGAACUACGGAUUGGACGCAGUCCACAACCUACCGGGUGGCGCUGGAGAGUACAUGGCCGCUCUCGAUGCAGAUAUGAUUCCAGAACAACAUUGGUUACGAGCCGUGUUGCCACACUUGCUGAUGGAUGAUAAGAUGGGCCUCGCGUGUCCACCCCAGCUCUUCUACAACGUUCCGAGAGAUGAUCCUCUUUGUCAGAGUUUGGACUUCUUCGUUCACGUCUCCGAGCCGGUCAAGGAUGCGCUGGGUGUGGCCUGGUGCACAGGAUCCGGAUACAUCGCUCGGACAUCUGCACUGGCUCAGAUUGGGAACUUCCCCUGCGGGUCCUUGGCGGAAGAUGUCGCCACCAGCACUCUCCUGCUCGGCGCUGGCUGGAAGACAGCCUUUGUCCACGAAGCACUACAAUUUGGAACUGUACCUGAAGACUAUGGUGGCCAUCUCAAGCAACGUACACGCUGGGCCAUCGGCACCGUUGACACGGCCUUCAAGCUCAAAUUCUGUUUGUGGGGCGAUCAAGUGAAGCAAAUGUCCUUCGCACAGAGGUCGUCGAGCUUCAUCUACGCCUUCCUGAGCUUGUUCAACAUCUUCCUCACCCUCUCGAUCUUCGCCUUGCCGAUUGUUCUUGUCGCGAACAAACCCUUGGUGGCUUAUUCAAAUGACACCCAACUUCGAUGGUUGAUCCGGGCGUGUUUCGCCAACGUGGUAUUGAAUCGCCUGUGCGAGUUCAUCCUCUAUAUCCCCGCAGGUUAUACCACUGGCCAAAGAGGCAGCCGUUACCAGCUCUGGAUGGCUCCCUAUAUAUCUCUCUGCAUCAUCCGGUCAUUUGUCCUACCGACCUGGCUCGGCGGACAGCGACAAGCUUUCAAGGCGACAGGUUCGAUCAAGUCAGCACUCAACGAAAGAGACCCAAAACAGAGAGCGCCAAUGUACCGCCGGUUAUGGACGAUACUGGUCAACUACAUGGCCGGCUUCCACGUUGCGUACGUCUACUUCGUGCUGGUUGCUGUCACCAUUUCGACUUACCGAACUCUGGUCGUGCAGCACACAUUGAGAGGGAAGUUGAUCGGGCUUAUCACGCACGCAUUUUGGCCUCCUCUUGCUUGGAUCAUUGUCUGCUCUUCUUUCUGGAUUCCUUUCACAUAUGCGGUCGAUCCUCCUACCUGUCCCGACCGAGAGGAACUUCUGGACCGCGACCCGAAGACCGGUGUAUGCCACCCCAAACCGGCAGCGAAGAAGAUCGCUUUUGCGCCGCAAACCGCCUGGUUCGAGCUGGAGUACAGCUUUACCACUGCUUUUACGGCGUUGGUCUUUGUCGCGGCGUUCUUCUAUUGA